AUGGAGGCCCAGUCGUUGAAGCUUGAGGGGCAUGACGUGACGGACGAUGAUGUCGCUCGGGCUUGCGCAAAUAACGCAGUAGUAAGCAUCACGUUGGAGGGCUGUGAUCAUGUCACCGAUAUCAGUGCGCUGGCCAAUAUCCCUACGCUAGAAGAGGCGCACAUUUACAAUUGUAAGAAAAUGCGAUAUGUGGGUUCAUUGGGUCAAACAGGCACAGCACUUCGAAAGCUUGUGCUGGACGGGACUCCAAUAACAGGGGCGCAGUUGCGCAGCAUGAAAAGCGAACGCACACAGGUUGUGCUUAGGGAGCAGAUAAACUUCCCGGAUAUGGAGCGGCCACGCCAAUCGCUUGUGAAGUCAGCUAUCGAUAUGAUUCGGAAUGUGGCAGCCCAGUUUAAUCCAGAGGAGAUUGGAGUUGCCUUUAACGGAGGCAAGGACUCGGUGGUCAUGAUGGAUCUCCUUCAAUGUGCGCUGGGCGCCGAUGUGGUGGAACGAUUUUGUGUGUUUACUCUUGGAUCAGGCGGAAAGAAUGAAUUCCACGAAGUAGUUUCCUUCAGACAGGCGUACAUGGAGGCUUAUAAUAUGUCUAUAGUCAAGACCAAUCCGUCGUUAUCAAUGAAAGAGGGCCUUGCACACCUGGUGGAUACGAAGGGUAUUCGUCUCGUCUUCAUGGGAACACGCAUCAGCGAUAGCGCACAUCAAAAGGCAAGUGUGGAGCGCACAACGGCAGGGUGGCCUGACAUGUUGCGUGCAUGCCCAGUAUUCCAUUGGGAAUACGAGGACAUCUGGGGUUACACUCUCGCCUACGGUCUUCCCUUUUGCAGGUUAUACACUUUGGGUUACACCUCCCUUGGCGGGCUUGACAACACCACACCAAACCCUCUUUUGCGCCGCAGCGAUGGCACUUUCCGUCCAGCCUGGGAACUGAGCGACAGUUCGGCUGAGAGGAGUGGUCGCCUGGUACGGGCAUGA
Molecule: messenger RNA, 972 nt
Organism: Trypanosoma grayi
Lineage: Eukaryota; Euglenozoa; Kinetoplastea; Trypanosomatida; Trypanosomatidae
Product: phosphoadenosine phosphosulfate reductase-like protein
Exons: 1
Coding region: 1-972 (323 amino acids)
Biological process (GO): FAD biosynthetic process
Molecular function (GO): FMN adenylyltransferase activity
Source: RefSeq, a predicted model, not a curated record